AUGUCCAGCAGUACAUGUCUACCGGCGCUCGUAGAAAAAACAACACAACCUCUGUGUGUUUAUGUCCAGAAAGCAAAAUGCCUUAAUCCACCACGUACUGCCCGGCGUGUUGAAAACUAUAUUCAGGAAUGCCAGGAAGAGGUGAAAAACAAACUAGUCAGUGAAGCUUAUGAUAUACUGAAGCAUGAAGUCUCCCCCACGGAUGAAAUACAUGAAGAAGACGAAUACUUAGCAACAACAGAGGCAAUGGAAACGGUCACUUAUCCUUAUUAUGAAACAAAUAUACCGAGCACACAUCUCGGAAAUAAAAAUGAAAAUUCUGAAGAGAACCCAUCAACCUACCACACGUACAAUGAAAUGCCCAUAAGACGCAAGCGAACAUCAGAGCAAAUAUCACCACGCCGCUCAGAUGACAUCUACUCUUAUGAUUACAAUGAAAUCUACCACCCCACCUUGGUACCUCCUGAAGAUAAACGCAUAGCGGGUUGUUUGCUGCAUUGCGUUUAUGCCAAAAAUAAUGCAAUCGAUAAAAUGGGUUGGCCAACGUUGGACGGACUUGUGCAUUUUUACUCGGAAGGUGUUAAUGACCAUGGCUUCUUCAUGGCUACAUUGCGUUCAGUUAAUCUAUGUUUGCAUGCCGUCAGCAAAAAGUAUCGAGUGAGUCGUUCAAAGUAUCCAGAGCAGGGCGAAAGUUGCGAUGUAGCUUUUGAUGUUUUCGACUGUAUAUCGGACCAAAUUACAGGAUACUGUUUAGAUAAUUACAAACAUUAA
This is a messenger RNA of Teleopsis dalmanni, 771 nucleotides long. RefSeq lists its product as uncharacterized. The record is from RefSeq and is a predicted model, not a curated record. Bases 1 to 771 code for a protein of 256 amino acids. Gene Ontology annotation, molecular function: odorant binding. The transcript has 4 exons. Lineage: Eukaryota; Metazoa; Arthropoda; Insecta; Diptera; Diopsidae.